CAACCGACGACGGCUGCAGCCGCCCACGCGCAUACCGUGUCCCGCCCGCCCCGGCUGCCGGCCAAAAUUUUCAUAGUUUAGUUACGAUUACGAAAACGACCCGACGCGUCCCGCCGCCGGCGACGAAUCCGCCCGAAUUCUCUAACGAAUCCCAGUUUCGCAGGAUCUUCGUCAAGUUCUCGAUUAUCCGCACUCAACUGUUUUAGUGUUGUGUCAAAUUUUUCAUUCAGUGUAACGUGCACGCAAUUGGAUUUUUCCAUUUUCUUUUGUUUACCCAUUGUCUUCGGGGGACAAUUUCACCACAGUAAUGACCAGCUAGCGGGAUGGGGGUGACCGAAGAUUUGGCACCGAGCUUCACUCAGAAGCCGCAGCUGCGCCAGGAGGACGAUGGCAACAAGCUCGUCUUCGAGUGCCAGCUGAUCGCUUCCCCAAAGCCGGAGAUCAGCUGGUACCGCAGCGAUGAGCUCCUUAAAGAGGACAAUAGGACUAAAUUUAAGAUCCAGAGUAUCGCCAACAACAAGUUCCUGGUGGUACUCGAGCUGGACGACGUGAUCGAGACCGACGCGGGGCUGUACAAAGUCAAGGCUAAGAACAAGAUGGGCGAGGUGGCCGCUUCCAUCAACCUUAACUUCAGCCCCGCCGACGAGGAAAAACAGAAACAAGUGGACGGUAAAGCGCCUACGUUCGCGCGCAAGCCGGCCAUCAGGCAAGAAGAUGAUGGCAAGCGGCUUAUAUUCGAGUGCCGCAUCGAAGCCGAGCCUGUACCCAGUGUCUCCUGGUUCCACAACACGAUGGAAGUUCAACCUGGAGCUAGGCAUAAGCUAACAGUUAGCAAAGAUGGAAAAUCAUAUUAUGCCUCGCUCGAGAUCAACAACGUUACUGUGGAGGAUGCUGGCAAGUACAGAGUGACGGCUAAGAACGAACUCGGCGAAAGUAACGCCACAAUCAGCUUAAACUUCGACAGCGACGAAGCGCCCGUACCUGAGGACUCGAUCAAACCAACAUUUACGGAGAGACCCGUCAUCAGGCAAUCGGAAGAUGGUACCAAAAUCACAUUCGAAUGUAGAUGUGUUGGCAAACCGAAACCAACCGUUACAUGGUAUCAUGGAAAAAAGUUAAUAAAAGAAAGUAGUAGGUACAAAAUUACAUUAGAAGAGGACCAAACGUUAUACCAUAUGGCGCGACUCGAAAUUAUAGGCGUAGAUAAUACUGACAAAGGAGAAUACAGGGCUGUGGCAAAAAACAAACAAGGUGAAGGCGUAGCAAAGAUAAAUCUAAACUUUGAAAGUGGAGAUAAACCAAAAAUUCCUGACGGUAAGGCACCAAGGUUUCCCAAAAAACCGACAAUUAGACAGGAAGGGGAUGUAUUAAUAAUGGAAUGUGUCUUAGAAGCAUACCCACUACCAGAUAUAACAUGGUUCCACGGGGAUAAAGAAAUCCAAGAUGGAGCUAAAAUGAAAAUGUCCAGGAAAGCUAUUGCAAAAGAUACAUUUAAUUUAACUUUAGAAAUAUUGAGCCCCACUAGAGAAGAUGGUGGCAAUUAUAGAUGUAACGCUUUCAACUUGUUUGGCGAGAGUAACGCAAAUAUUGCUCUCAAUUUCCAAGGUGGGGAUGACGAAAAUGGUUUCGCACCAUCAUUUAUUGAGAAACCUCGAAUCAUUCCCAAUGAAGAUGGCUCGCUUAUCACAAUGCGUUGUGUAUGUAAGGCCAAGCCGGCGGCUGAAGUCACGUGGUAUCGAGGCACAACAGUUGUUAAGGCUAGCAGUAAAAUUGAACUUAAAUCGACUGUAAUUAGUGAAGAUGUGUACGAAUUGGUAUUGCUUUUGUCUAAUCCUACGGCAGCGGAUGGUGGCGCUUACCGCUGUCACGUUAAGAAUGAAUAUGGUGAAAGUAAUGCGAAUUUGAAUCUUAACAUUGAGGCUGAACCAGAACCAGAAGGCGAAGGACCAACAUUUGUUGAAAAACCUACAAUUCAGUCCAAAGAUAAUGGUAAAUUAGUAAUAAUGGGUUGCAAAGUCAAAGCUAGUCCGAAACCUACGAUAGUGUGGUACCACGAAGGCAAGGAAAUCAGGGACUCGUCAAAAAUAAAGACCAGGGUCGAAGUAAAAGAAGACAUUUACACAAUCAUUUUGGAACUAAUUGAUCCUGGUAUUGAAGACUCCGGAUUGUAUAAAUGCAAUAUUAAAAAUGAACUUGGAGAGCUCAAUGCGAAUCUCACGCUCAAUAUAGAAAUCAUUCCAGUUAUCAAAGAGAAACCAAAGAUCAUUAAGAUAGUUAAAAAGAAGACUGUUAUUGUUGAAUGUAAAGUAUUAAGUAAAUUCGCACCCUCGUGCACUUGGUUCAAGGAAGCAAGCGCUGUCAAGGAGGACUCAAGACAUACUGUGUUAAUAGAGCCCCUUAGAGAAGGUGAAUUCACAGUCAAGUUGGAAAUUUCCAACGUUUCCCAACACGACAAAGGUUCAUACAAGCUUGUUGCAAAGAACGAAAAAGGUGAAGCGACAUCGCAACAGGUCGAAAUUACGGAAAUACCUGAGGAGAAGGGCGACAAACCACAAAUUGUCAAACAUUUCAGAAGCUUGGCUAAAAAAGAAAACCAAGAAGCUGAAUUUAUUGCCGUUCUCAAGACCUCGGAUCAAUCAUGUAGAUGCACGUGGUACAAAAACAAUACCGUUAUUAGAGAUUCUUCAGAAGUAAAUACGUCUUUUGAUGGUACUAAUGCAAGAUUAAUAAUUAGAAAAGUAUCAUCGAAAUACGUAGCUAACUACAGAGUGGUUAUUAAAAACGAGUUUGGUGAAGAUGAAUCCAGCGCCGACUUGACUCUGGAAGAAGACAAGAAAAAGAAAAAGGAAGAGAAGGAAAAAGAGGAAGAAGAAGAAGAAAAAACGGUUAUUGAAGAAUCCGAAGAGGAAAUGUCUAUCGUUGAAGAAAAGUCGGUAAUCGAAGAAAAUCAUGUUGAAGAGAAAAAGAGAGAGGAGAAAAAGAAAACUACUGCUAAGAAGAUUGUGAAGAAAGAUGACAUGGAAGUUGAUGAAGAGCACGAUGAAGAAGAUACUGAAUCUACAGAAACAAAAACUAAAAUUGAAGCUAAGAAGGUUUCAAAGAAAGAAGAAAUCAUUUCAAAGAAACAAGAACAAGAGAUAGAAGAGGCUAAAAAGAUUCUUGAAAAGAAAACAGCUAAAACCGAAGAAGAAAAGAAAGCACUUCUUGAAAAGAUUGAGAAGAAGAAAACUGAACCUGAACCAGAGGCCAAGAUUGAAGGCAUUCCAAAACUGAAACCAGUCAAACCAAAAGAAGAGCCGGUAGAAGAGAAGAAAGAGGCUGCUAAAAAGACUGAAAAGACCGAAAAGAAGGUCGUCAAGAAAAAAGUGGUUGCAAAGAAAGAUGAGGAGGAAAUCGAGUUUGUCGACGAUUACGAGCGACCAGUUUUGGAGAAAUACGAAAAGAUUACACCUACGCCACUUGAUAAAAAAUCUAAAGAGGAUACCACACCAAAGGCUAAGCGCCCAUCUGUAUCAGAAAGCGUUAAAAGCGAACAAGAAAGUGAAGAAGAACCAUCUGUAGCUACGUCUAUACCAGAGAAAAAAGCGAAAAUUACAAAAGAUAAGGUUGAGGAGGAAAAACCUGAACAAAAAAGGCCAAGCAUCAAAAAAGGUCUCCCCAAACCGGAGGAACCUGUUGAUGAAAUAUCUCAAGUCAAAUUAUCUAAAACACCAACGAAGCCUACUGAACAAGCAGCUGAGGAAUCACAAGUCGCUAAAACUAAAAAACCCGUUAAAAAGCCUGAGCAGCAAGAUGAGUUCGUGGAUGAUUAUGAAAGGCCUGAAUUAGAAAGAUAUGACAAAAUGACACCCACUCCCACAGAUAAGACUAAAAAACAAAACGGUAUCCAAGAGCCUGAACCCGAAUUCAUCGACGAUUAUGAGAAACCUGAACUCGAGAAAUACGAAAAAAUUUCUCCUACUCCCAAAGACAAACGUCGUCCUAGUGACACGAAGGAUGAAACUGAAAUGAUGAAAGGUAAAAUAAAACCAAAACAGAAAGAAGAUGAACCUGAAAUGCCUACUCUUCGAAAACGUUCUGUUCCAAAGGACAAGGAGGAAGACAAAAAGUCAGAGGACAAACCAAAACCUAAAACUAAAAAACCUGAUGAACCUCAAGCUAAAAAACGACCAUCACUCAAAGAAAAAGAGGUUGCAGAGGAAGAAUUCAUCGACGAUUAUGAGAGGCCCGUCCUCGAGAAAUAUGAGAAAAUAUCACCUACACCUACCGAGAAAAAGAAGAAGGACGACAAACCCGCGGAAGAAGUGCCUUCAGCUACUGCGACUGCGAAACGUCGUUCUGUAAAAGAUAAGGAUAAACCAGAGCCAAUGGACGUAGACGAAGAAGUAAAUCUAUCGAAACCAAAAACACCUGCUAAGCCAGGUAAAGAACCGGAAGACGUUUCUCUUACACACAAAACUCCAGCUGAUAUUAAACCUACGGAAGAUGAAGCUGAGGCUAAACUUAGCAUAAAAAAACCUGAAAUCGUCGAAGAGAAAACACUUAAGAGACCGGCACCUAAAGACAAAGAACCCCAGGGCGAAGACACCGAGGAGGCUUUCAGUCUCUCUAAACCCAAAAGUAAGACAAGCACUACAGCUCCUGAAGAAGCUUCCCUUACCCAAAAGACACCUGCCAAGAAAAAGCCAACGGAAGGAUCAGAGGCUGCACAACUUAAAGUCAAAAAGCCAGCUGUUGUCAAAAAAGGAGAUGAGGCACCUCUGGUAGUACAAGAUGGUAAAUUUGAGAAACCGCAACUGAAGAAAGUUAUAAAGAAGCCGUCAGAAAAACCUAAACAAGCUCAAGUCGACGAAAGAGAAGACGAUUUUAAUUAUAACAAUGAUGGGCUUGAAUUGGACUUCGUUGACGAUUACGAAAGACCAGUGCUUGAGAAAUACGAAAAGAUCACACCCACACCUACAGCCAAGAAAGAAAAAGAAACAAAGACCGAAAGUCGAAGGACGUCAGUUCAAAAUGAGGUCAAGGAAGAAGUGAAAAUUGAAAGCAGAAAGUCUUCUAUCGCCGAAGAUAAGUCUGUUAAAAAGUUCACGAAAGAAAGUGCAGAGAGCAGGAAGUCUUCAAUUUCCGUUGCUGAGAAACAGGAAGUGGGAACUGUUAAGAAAACGACUUUGCAAAAACCGACCAUAAAGGAACCAGAAAAGAAUGAGUUAGACCAAAUUAAACUAAAGGAUGUCACUGUAGAAAAGGUAGAAGAAAAGGUAGCAACAGAUUCUGUAGAUAAGCCGUCAGAAAAAUCAUAUCCUAGGCGACCUACAAAAACAAACACUCAGGAGGCCACUGAAACAUCGGAGCCUGAACGUAAAACUAAUUUAGAAAAACCAGCUGAAUCUAAAUACCCAUGGCGACAACCUAGUAAAACUAAGGAAAGCGAAGAAGUUGACGAAACUAACAUUAAAGAAACAAAUGAAGUAAAGACAAAAGUUUCCACGAAAAAGGGCAAAGAACCAACAACCAAAGCAUCGCCCGAUAAAACAAAAGAGGAAAUCACGGUCAAUAAAGAUAUGGAAAAAACCAAAACUGAUAAAAAACAGAAUAAACCUUCUGUUGAAGAGUCUGAGCAACAUGCUUAUCCUUGGCGUAAAUCUAGCAAAACUGUAGAGGAGCCCGAGGCAAAAGUGGAAAAUAUAAUAUCAGAGCCAAAUAAAGAGGUUUCGCAAUCUUCUGUGGAAACUGAAGAAGAGAAUUUGACAACACCUAAACAAUCACCUUUCUUAGCGUGGUUGAGAAAGCCUAGCAUAGAGAUAGAGGCUGACGUGACGGAGGACAAAUCAAAAGCAAGCACGCUAGAAAUACCACAACUCGCUUUUAGCAGCAAACCUGACGAGAAAACAGCGAUAAAGGAAGAGCAAGUAGAAGAAGAAGUCAAAAAAGCUAAAGUUACUUCAGUCAAGAAGAAGGCCGAAGAUCUUCCUGAAAUUGCUGACUAUGACAGACCUGACUUGGAGAAAUAUGAAAAGAUUUCACCGACGCCAACGGUUCGUGACAAGCCAGAAAAAGACAAGCCAACCCCGAUAGUACCUGAAAUCAAGGCGCCUGAGGAGAAACCAGCAGCACCUAAGAUAGAAGUUAUUCGCGAGAAAUCACCAAAACCAGAAAUGCCAAGGAAACCUUCCUUAGUGCCAGGAGCUCCAGUUGCCAGACGUGGUUCCCUUAUACCGCCUCCAGAAGAAAUGGGAAGGCGUCCUUCACUUAUUAUUAGCGAUGAGGUCACCAAAUUACGCCCUGGAGAAGUUUUAGACGACAAAAAGCGACGAAAGUCCGCCGAUGCCAGGAGACCUUCUAUCCAGGACUUGGAAGAUCUCAUCAACAAACCUUCAGUUCCUCUGAAGCCUCUAGGCAAUGAGGGUCCACCAGUCAUUGUAGACGUACAAGAGAGCUACUCGGCUGUUGAAGAUCAAACUGGCUACAUCACAGUACAAGUAGAGGGUAAUCCUCCACCAACAUUCAAGUUCUACAAAGGUGUCACAGAAAUCAUCGAAGGUGGCCGUUUCAAAUUUGUCACGGAUGGUGAAACCGGUCUUAUCACACUUUGCAUGAGAAAGGUCAAGCCUAACGAUGAAGGAAAAUACAAGGUUGUGGUCAGCAACAUCCAUGGAGAAGACUCAGCUGAGACGCAGCUCUAUGUAUCAGACUCUAGUGGCAUGGACUUCCGUGCUAUGCUCAAGAAGAGGAAAUACGCUAAAUGGGGUGAAAAGAAAGAGGACCCAGACUGGGGAGAUCUCAAGGAAGUUGAAAAGCCUAUCCCACCACUCAAGAAAGUGGAAAAGAAACAAGAAUCAUUCUUAAAGCCUCUCGUAGAUCAGUUUGCGAAGGAAGGAAAGGAUAAAAAGGUGGUGUUUGAAGCCAUCUUUACUAAGCAAAAUGCCAAGCCUAAAUGGCUCUUCCGUAAAGAUGAAAUAUUCGCAAGCUCUAAGUACAAGAUGACAAAUGAACAAGAUUCAUACAAAUUGAUUAUCAUGAAUCCUAAAGUGGAAGAUACGGGUAAGAUCACGAUUGAGAUCGGCGGAAUUUCUAGCACUGCAUUCUUGCAAGUAGACGAACCUGAUCCCACAUACACCUUCAUUAAGCAACUCAAGAAGACUACAAGUGGGUACACAAAACACGAGGUACUCCUCGAGUGUGCUGUUUCCAACAGCCUCGCUAUCGUUUCAUGGUGGAAAGACGAAACAAAGCUCGAGGAUGGAGAAGAGUUCCAAAUAUCCAAGGAUCUUUCUGGUGUUUGUCGGCUUCUUAUCAAGAGCGCGAAACUUGAAGAUGCCGGCAAAUAUUCUUGUAAAUUAGAAAAACAACCUGAUAAAACUGAAACUGACGUUAAGAUUGUCGAAUAUCCUUACAAAUUUACAAAGGUUCUUAAAUCCCAACAAGCUAUUGAAAAAGACACAAUCACAUUACUUUGUGAACUUGAUGAUGCCGGUGGUGAUGUAAAAUGGUUCAAGAACGAUGAGCCUGUGAAGGCAGACAAACGUAUAUCUAUCGUCAAGGAAGGUCGUAAACGCAAGAUCGUCAUCAAAGAUGCCAAGGUCACUGAUGCCGGCAACUAUAAAUGUGUCAGUAAUGCUGACGAGACGAAAUGCGAGUUGAUUGUCAAUUACUCGAAUCGCUUCAACAAAAAGUUGAAGGACACCGAGGCAGUUGAAAGGGAAAAGGUUGUAUUGGAAGUGGAACUUCAAGAUCAGACUGCAGAAGCGGUCUGGUCUUUCAAUGGAGAGCCUAUUGUACCAAAUGAAAGAAUUGAAAUCAAGAACUUGGGUGGUGGCAAACACCAGCUUAUAUUCAAUAAGCUAGAAAUGGAGGAUGAUGGUGAAAUCCUCUGCGAGUCUGGUAAGCUGAGCUCGUCUUGUAAGCUCAGUGUAAAGAAGGGAGAGUCAAAGCCUGCUAUCGAAUGCCCUGAAGAUUUCUACGGACCAGCAGGCCAGCCUUUCGUUAUUGAGGUGCCUUAUAAAGUUACUGGCACCCGACAGACGCCAAUCGAAGCAAAAUUGUGGAAAGAUGGAAAGGCUCUUCCUAUAAAGGAAGUCGAAGCUGUUGUUGAGCAGGAAAAAGUACUGUUUAAAAUCAAGAAGCCAACAAGAGAAGGAUCUGGUAAAUACCAGAUUAAACUUUCCAACGGCCAAGGCGAGGAUUCCAAGGAUGUUACAAUUACAAUGCAGAGUGUACCCACACCUCCUCAAAAUGUGGAGGUAGCUGACGUAUUCCAGACAUCUUGUGUUGUUUCUUGGAAAGCUCCAGAGGAUGAUGGUGGCAGUCCUAUCGUGAAAUAUAUUAUUGAAAGACAGGAUUUGUCACUGAAAGCUGGAUGGGAUAAUGUGGCAGAAGUAGCAGUCGGCCAACCUACCAAAUUCAAAGUCGAAGAUCUCAUUGCUAAGAAGACUUAUAAAUUCAGAAUACGUGCCAUCAACAAGAUUGGCUCCAGCGAGCCUGGUCUUUUCGCCAAACCAGUUCUCGCAAAAGAUCCUUGGGACGAGCCAUCAAAACCCAAAAAUGUCGAACUUGUCGACUGGGAUAAAGAUCAUGCUGAUCUCAAAUGGCAAAAGCCAGAAAACGAUGGUGGUGCACCAAUCACUGGAUACGUUAUUGAAUAUAAGGAGAAAUUCGGAAAGGACUGGGUAACCGGUAAAGAAGUACCCGGUGAUUGCUUAUCGGCUACUCAGGAUGGUUUGAAAGAGGGCUGCACAUACGAGUUCAGAGUGCGUGCCAUCAACAAGGCAGGUCCUGGUGAACCUAGCGACAGCACUAAACCUAUUGUUGCCAAGUGUAGAUUUGUCAAACCGUUCAUUAUCGGAAAUGGUCUUCAGAACUUGAUCAUCAAGAAGGGACAGGUUAUCACCUUCGAUAUUAAAUACGGUGGUGAGCCUGAACCCGAAGUCAAAUGGAUGAAGGGUGAAGAGGAGAUACACGACGAUGGCGAUCGCAUCACCAUCGACAAAUACGAGAGGAACACGGUGCUGACAGUGAGGAAGACCACCAGACCUGACAGCGGGAAAUACAAGCUUGUCCUCACCAACUCGUCGGGAACAUGCGAAAGCAUUGCCGACGUUGUUGUGUUGGACAAACCAAACCGCCCGAACGGCCCCAUCGAAGUCACCGAAAUUCGUGCAGAAAAGGCGACAGUCAAAUGGCAGAAGCCGGACGACUGGCAGGGAUCCGAUAUCACCGGCUACACCCUGGAGAAAAUGGACAUGGAUACCGGAAACUGGGUGCCAUGCGGUGAAACAGGCGCAGAGCCAACCGAGUUUACAGUCAAAGGCCUCACCCCGAACCACAAGUACAAAUUCAGGGUGCGCGCCGUCAACAAGGAGGGAGAGUCCGAGCCGUUGGAGACUGAUGGAUUUAUUGUUGCUAAGAAUCCUUACGACCCACCGAAGGCACCUGGCAAGCCAAACAUCAUCGACUACGACAAUAUGUCGGUGACCCUGCAAUGGGAGCCACCAACAGACGAUGGCGGCAGACCGGUAUUAGGCUACGUUGUCGAGAGGAAAGACAAAUUCUCACCUGAUUGGAUUGAGGUUGUUAAAACGGAAGAUACAAAGACAGAAUACAAGGUGGAAGGUCUCAAAGAGAAGAUGGUUUACCAGUUCCGUGUGAAAGCUUACAAUAAGGCUGGAGUCGGUGACGCAUCGCAGCCCACCGACAACCAUCUCUGCAAACACAAGAACUUGAAGCCACGCAUUGAACGCAGCACAUUCAAGUCUGUGAUUAUCAAAGCUGGUCGUACACACAAGUGGUCGGUGGACGUCACUGGUGAACCAGCACCUGAGAUGUCAUGGUCAUGGCGCGAGAACAUCAAGCUGGUGAACACCGAACGAAUCAAGAUCGAAAACAAGGAGUACCACACCGACUUCACCAUUGUGAAUGCGGUGCGUCGCGACACCGGCAAAUAUACGCUGCGUGCGGAGAACUGCAACGGCUUCGAUGAGGAGACCGUCGAGUUGACUGUGCUGAGCAAGCCCAGCUCGCCCAAGGGCCCGUUGGAAGUAUCGGAUGUACACGCAAAUGGCUGCAAGGUGAAAUGGGAGAAGCCAGAAGACGAUGGUGGCUCACCGGUCAAGGAAUACGAGAUCGAGAAAAUGGAUAUGGCCACCGGAAAAUGGGUGCGCGUCGGCAGAGUGGCUGGCGACAAAAAGCCCUUGGAGAUGGAAAUCACAGGCCUGGAGCCUGGUCACCAGUACAAGUUCAGGGUGACCGCCUGCAACGACGAGGGUGACUCCGAGCCCUUGGAAACUGAAAGGGCUACGUUAGCUAAGAAUCCGUUCGAUGUGUCGGACAAGCCCGGAAACGUGGAAGUCGCCGACCAUGACAACCAAAGCGCGGAGAUCAAAUGGGACCCGCCCAAGUCGGACGGUGGCGCCCCCAUACAGAAGUACAUCAUACAGAAGAAGCCCAAGGGCGGUGAAUGGGAGAACGCCGCUGAGGUGCCCGGAACUCAGAACUCCGGUAAAGUCGAAGGUCUUCCGGAAGGAAGCGAAUACCAGUUCCGCGUGAUCGCCGUUAACAAGGCCGGACCGUCUGAAGCUUCGGAGCCGACCAAGAUGACUACCAUCAGGCAUAAAUCAUUAAAACCACGCAUCGACCGCACCAACUUGAAGGCGUUGGCAGUGCGAGCGGGCAAACCUAUCUUCUUCGACGUCGACGUGAAGGGAGAACCAGCGCCUAAAGUGCAAUGGUUCCAGAAAUGGAAGGGAGAAGAGAAGGAGGUGACAGCUAACGUUAUCAACGUUGACUACAACACCAAACUGGACAUCAAAGAAUCAGUACGCGCCAUGACUGGCACCUACCGUAUAUUGGCUACUAAUGAGCAUGGCAAAGACGAAGCUGAAGUCGAGAUCACUGUGCUAUCUUCACCAAGCAAACCUGGUGGUCCACUAAAGGUCUCUGAUGUUACCAAGUCAGGAUGCAAACUGGCGUGGAAGAAGCCGGAGGACGAUGGUGGCAAACCGGUUACCGGUUAUGUAGUAGAGAAGCUCAACAAGGCUACAGGUCGUUGGGUACCUGUGGGUAAGACUGACGACACAGAGAUGGAGAUAAAGGGCUUGCAAGAAGGAGAAGAGUAUGAGUUCAGAGUUAAAGCUGUCAAUGACGAAGGGGAGUCUGAACCGCUGAAGACGGAUCAUUCGAUCAUCGCAAAGAACCCUUACGAUAUUCCUGGCAAGCCUUCAGUACCCACCAUCGAAGACUGGGACGUGGAUCGCGUAGACCUGAAAUGGGAAGCGCCUAAGAACACCGGUGGCGCCCCCAUCACCGGAUACGUCAUCGAGAAGAAGGACAAGUUCGGCACUUGGCAAGAGGCGCUCGUUACCGACACGCCUGAAUGCAAAGCUCGCGUGCCGGAUCUUAAAGAAGGAAACACUUACCAGUUCCGGGUGAGGGCCGUCAAUAAAGCCGGACCGGGUGAACCGGGCGAGCCUACCCAGCCUCAUGUAGCUAAGGCUAGAUUCUUGAAACCUCAUAUCAACCGCGACAAGAUGGUAGCGGUCCGCGUACGAGCGGGCACUACGAUCAAAUUGGACGUCGACAUUAAGGGCGAACCUCCACCAACCAAGACCUGGACAUUCGCUAACAAGGUUCUGGAGACCGGUCCAGGCCUUAAGCUGGAGAACGAGGACUAUAACACCCGUCUCCAGAUCUUCGAGUCGUCGUGGAAGAACUCAGGAGUGUAUACUCUCAAGGCUGAGAACGACUCGGGAGUCGACGAGGCUACAGUCGAGAUCACAGUAUUGGAUAAACCGGGCAAGCCCGAAGGACCAUUAGAAGUAUCAGACGUCCACGCUGAUCACGUGAAAUUAAGCUGGAACAAACCCAAGCACACUGGUGGUUUGCCUCUCAGUGCUUUCAUUGUAGAGAAGAUGGACACUCUCACCGGAAAAUGGGUUCCUGCUGGCACUGUGGACCCGGACAAAACCGAGGCCACUGUCACUGGUCUGGAGCAAGGCCACACUUACCAGUUCCGCGUGAAAGCCCUCAACGAAGAGGGAGAGUCGGAACCUUUGGAAACAGACCACGGCACGUUAGCCAAGAAUCCGUACGAUGUGCCAGCACCGCCCGGUCUCCCCGAUAUCGUGGACUGGGAUGAGAAGUCGGUGAAACUCAAGUGGGAACCGCCUAUUAGGGACAACGGAGCCCCCAUCACUGGAUACGUGAUCGAAAUGAUGGACAGAGAUCGCGGAGAGUUCGUUAAGGCUGCUGAGAUCCAAGGCAACGUAUGCCAAGGAACCGUCCCUAAGCUGGAGGAAGGCAAUCAGUACCAGUUCCGCGUACGAGCGCUAAAUAAAGCCGGCCAGUCGGAACCUUCGGAGAAUACCAACUGGCAUACGGCUAAGCCGAGAUUCUUGAAACCAAGAAUCGACCGCACAAACCUCAACCCGAUCACGGUGAAGGCUGGCCUGCCAGUCUCUCUAGACGUGAAGAUCUUCGGCGAACCGCCUGCCACUGUCACCUGGUACUUCAAGGGCGAAGAGCUGAAGACCGGCGAAAAUUUGGAAAUCGUCAACAUCGACUACAACACAAAGUUCCUCUUGACCAAGAGCAAGAGGGCCAGCACCGGCAAAUACACGAUCAAAGCCAAGAACGAGGUCGGCGAAGACGAGGCUGAUGUAGAAAUCACCAUUCUUGGUAAGCCGUCUAAGCCUAAAGGCCCACUGGACGUGACUGACGUCACAAAGAACGGAUGCACUCUCACUUGGAAGAAACCCGAGGACGACGGAGGCUCACCCGUCGAAUACUAUGAGAUCGAGAAACUGGACCCUGUUACAGGGCAAUGGAUACCAUGUGGUACCGCCAAAGACUGCAAAGCCAAUAUCACCGGCUUGCAAGAGGGCAAACCUUACAAGUUCAGGGUGAAGGCCGUCAACAAGGAGGGCGAGUCCGAAGAACUGGAGACUGAGAAACCAAUCAUCGCCAAGAAUCCGUUCGACGAGCCCGGCAAACCCGGCAGACCAGAGCCACGUAACUGGGACAAGGACUUCGUUGAGUUGGAAUGGAGUCCGCCUAAAGACGACGGUGGCGCCCCCAUCACCGGAUACAUCAUUCAGAAAAGAGAGAAGGGUGGAAGGUCUUGGCAAGACUGCCUCAAGACCUCCGGCGACAGGCCCACGGGCCGCGUGACCGACGUAGAGGAGGGUCACGAGUACGAGUUCCGCGUGAUGGCUGUCAACAAGGCCGGACCCGGAGAACCAUCGGACCCAAGCAAGUCGGUCAUUGCUAAACCUAGAUUCUUGGCACCGAAAAUCGACCGCAAAUACCUGCAAAAGCGCAAGAUCAAAGUGGGGGAAACCCUCAAAAUGGAAGCCGAUGUCAAAGGAGAACCGGAACCAGCCAUCACGUGGACGUUCAACGGACAAGCUCUCAAGCCUGAAGAACGGCUUAAGAUCGAAAAUAAGGAUUACCAUACGUCUUUCAUUCUGCAGAAGACUACUAGAGCUGAUACUGGCAAAUAUGUUGUUACUGCUAAGAAUGACUCUGGAACUGACACUGUGGAAGUGGAAGUUGCUGUCGUCAGCAAGCCCGCCAAACCUAAAGGACCUUUGAAGGUAUCCGACGUUAAAGCCGACGGCUGCAAACUCAAAUGGGAACCGCCAGAAGACGACGGCGGUGAGCCGGUAGAAAGCUACGUAGUCGAACGUAUGGACACCGAGUCCGGCAGAUGGGUGCCUGUUUGUACCACCAAAACGCCAGAAGCUGACGUCACUGGUCUCAAUGAGGGCAAGGAUUAUAUGUUCCGAGUGAAGGCCGUCAACCCUGAAGGGGAGAGUGAACCGCUUGUUACUGAAUCAGCGACCACAGCGAAGAAUCCUUACGGCGAGCCGGAUGCGCCUGGAAAGCCCGAAUUGAAGGACUGGAGCAAGGAUCACGCUGAUUUGAAAUGGGAGAAACCCCAGAACGAUGGUGGAGCGCCCAUCACCGCUUAUAUUGUGGAGAAGAAGGACAGGGAUACGGGCAAAUGGGUGAAGGCUGCUGAGGUUCCUGGCAAUAAGACAGAAGCUCGCGUGCCUGAUCUCAUUGAAGGCAAGACUUACCAGUUCCGCGUGAAGGCAGUCAACAAGGCGGGACCUAGCAAACCAUCAGCCGCUUCCGAAAGCCUGUUGGCUAAAGAUAGGUUUGCACCGCCGAAGAUCGACCGCACUAACAUGCGAGAUCUCACACUCAAGGCUGGACAGAACAUCAGGUUGGACAUCAAGGUGUCUGGUGAACCGCCACCAAGCAAGACCUGGUUCCACAACAAAGAGAGGUUGUCCACCCGCGACGAUCUAUCCGUGGACGUAGAAGACUACCGUACGAAGCUGUCCGUAGUAAUAGCCGCUCGUAAGCACAGCGGUACUUAUGUGCUAAAGGCAGAGAACAGUAGCGGCAAAGACGAGGCUACGAUACAGAUCAACGUGUUGGAUGUACCGGCUAAGCCUGAGGGACCGCUUAAGAUCUCAGACGUGCACAAGGAAGGUUGCACUCUAAAAUGGAACCCGCCUCUAGACGACGGUGGCGCCCCCAUCGACCACUAUCUUGUCGAGAAACUCGAUACGGAAACCGGACGCUGGAUGCCAGCUCUGAAGACCAAAGACCCGAAGGCGGAAAUCGAGAACCUGGUCCCUGGACACGAGUACAAGUUCAGAGUAUCUGCCGUUAAUAAUGAGGGUGUUUCUGAGCCGUUGGACGCUGAUCACUCCAUCAUCGCUAAGAAUCCAUUCGAUGAACCCGGUAAGCCAGGCACUCCUGAAGUGGUGGACUGGGACAAAGACCACGUUGACCUUAAAUGGAGCAAGCCAAUUAAGGACGGUGGCGCCCCCAUUACUGGAUACAUUAUCGAGAAGAGGGAAGUUGGCUCGCCGAAGUGGGUGAAAGCCUGUGAGGUCGGCCCCAACGACAACGAGAAAGCUACAGUGCCCAACUUGGACGAAGGCACUGAAUAUGAGUUCCGCGUCAAAGCGAUCAACGAGGCCGGCCCCGGCGAACCCAGCGACGCCAGCAAAUCUGUCGUCUGCAAACCAAGGCGAUUGGCCCCCAAGAUCGAUCGUCGCAACUUACGCACUAUCAAGGUUCACGAAGGCGAGCCCAUCUCGCUGGACGUCAAAGUAUCCGGAGAGCCGGCGCCCGACGUCACGUGGACUUUGAACGGAAAGUCUGUCAUCAGCGGAAACGGACUGAAAUUGGUAAACGUGCCAUAUCUGAGCAAGUAUCAACAUGCCAGUCCCCGUCGCAAGGACUCUGGCACUUACAAGAUUCAAGCAGUCAACAAAUACGGUCAAGACACCGCAGAACUGGAGAUUAUUGUUACAUCCAAGCCCGACAAACCAGAAGGCCCACUAGAAGUGUCUGACAUCCACAAGGACGGCUGCAAGUUGAACUGGAAGCGGCCUAAAGACGACGGUGGCGAACCUAUUGAAGCUUACCUGGUAGAGAAAUAUGAUACAGAAACUGGCACUUGGCUGCCAGUCGGCAAGACCCUGGGCAAUGUACCAGAGAUGGAGGUCGAUGGUUUGAUUCCCGGCCACGAGUACAAGUUCCGCGUAAAGGCAAUCAACAAGGAGGGCGAGUCGGAACCUCUGGAAACCUUCGGCGCCAUCGUCGCCAAGGAUCCAUUCACGGUGCCAGACGCACCUUCUGCCCCAGUGCCAGAUGACUGGUCUGCCAACCACGUGGACCUGAAAUGGGAGCCGCCUAUCUCUGACGGUGGAUCUCCCAUCAUCGGUUACAUUAUCGAGAAGAAGGACAAAUAUAGCCCGCUGUGGGAGAAGGCUGUGGAGACCCAUACACCUACACCGAAUGCUACUGUUAACGGAUUGAUCGAAGGCAACGAAUACCAGUUCCGCGUGAUCGCCAUCAACAAGGCCGGCCAGAGCAAGCCCUCUGAAGCCAGCAAGAACUUCGUUGCCAAACCUCGCUUCUUAGCGCCCAAGAUCGACAGACGUCAUCUGCGUGACGUCACCAUCUCUGCAGGAGCUACUCUCAAGCUGGAAGCCGCUAUCACUGGCGAACCAGCACCUGCUGUCGAAUGGAGGUACCAGAACAUGCCUCUCCGUCCAUCGAAGGCGGUGACCAUAGACAGUCCGGACUACUUCACAAAAUUAGUGAUCCGUCCUGCUAGAAGAGACGAUUCGGGCGAAUACACCGUAACCGCAGUCAACUCUAGCGGCAAGGAUGUCGUUACUGUCAAUGUUAUCGUUCAAGAUAAGCCUGCCAAGCCUGAAGGACCAUUACAGAUCUCGGAUGUCCACAAGGAAGGUGCUACUCUUAAAUGGAAGCGGCCUAAAGACGACGGUGGCGCCCCCAUCGAGUACUACCAGAUCGACAAGUUGGACACUGAGACUGGAUGCUGGGUGCCUUGUGCGAGAUCAGAGGAGCCAAAAUGUGACGUCACCGGGUUGACACCUGGCAAGGAGUACAAGUUCCGCGUGUCCGCCGUCAACUCGGAGGGCGAGUCGGAACCUCUCACAUCGGAACAGAGCAUUGUAGCUAAAAAUCCGUUCGAUGAGCCUGGCGCACCAGGCACUCCAAGCGUGACUGAUUGGGACAAGGACCACGUGGACCUCAAGUGGACUCCGCCUCGGGAAGACGGUGGCGCCCCCAUCACCGGUUACGUCAUCGAGAAGAAGGACAAAUUCGGCGAUUGGGAAAAAGCCGUUGAAGUACCCGCCGAUAAGACUACUUGCACCGUGCCUGAUCUUAUUGAAGGACAGACUUAUGAGUUUAGAGUACGCGCGGUGAACAAGGCUGGACCUGGCGAACCCAGUGACAGCACUCACCCGAUUGUGGCCAAACCCAGGAAUCUGGCGCCAAAGAUUGACAGAACUAACCUCAUCGAUAUCAAGCUCAAGGUCGGACAGAAGUUCGGCUUCGAUGUCAAGGUUACCGGUGAACCAAUGCCGGAAACCAAAUGGUACCUCGCCAAGAAGGAAGUCAAGUCUGGCGGCGAGAUGAAGGUCCAACAUUCGGAUUACAACACCAAGUUGAAUUGCAAAGCUGCCACCCGCGCCGAUAGUGGAAGAUAUACUAUCACUGCUGAGAAUAGUAAUGGCAAAGAUGUUGCCGAGGUAGAAGUUAUUGUAUUAAGCGUGCCUAGUCCCCCUGGAGGACCUCUUAAGGUUUCGGACGUCCACGCCCACGGUGCCAAGUUAUCAUGGAACCCGCCCGCCGACGACGGCGGCCAGCCCAUCGAUAAAUACGUGGUGGAACGCAUGGACGAGGCCACCGGAAGAUGGGUGACCGCCGGCGAGACGGACGGACCACAGACCAGUCUCGCUGUAGACGGGUUGCAGCCCGGACAUAAAUACAAGUUCAGAGUUCGAGCUGUUAAUAGGCAAGGCAAAUCCGAGCCGCUUACAACGCCUCACUCUACAGAGGCCAAGAAUCCCUUCGACGUGGCUUCCAAACCAGGCACGCCCAAGAUCAAGGACUUCGAUAAAGACUUCGUCGAGCUGGAAUGGACCCGGCCUCAGUCCGACGGUGGCGCCCCCAUCACUGGAUACGUCAUCGAAAAGAAGGAUAGAUUCUCACCAGAUUGGGAGGAAUGCGCUCAGAUCGAAGGCGACGUAACGACCGGAAAAGUUCCCGAUUUGAUCGAAGGCAAUACUUACGAGUUCCGCGUGAGGGCCGUUAAUAAGGCCGGUAAGGGAGAGCCCAGCGAUGGCACUGCCCCACACCUGGCCCGCCCCAAGAAUCUACCCCCCAAAAUCGACCGCAACUUCAUGUUCGACAUCAAAGUCAAGGUUGGGCAGAACUUCGAAUUGGACGUACCAGUCGCUGGCGAACCGAUACCGACCAAAGAAUGGACGCACGCCGAUAACUUGGUCAUCAACACUGACAGAAUCAAAGUCAUCAACGACAAUCAUUCGACCAAACUCAAAGUCAUCGACGCGAAACGCGCAGACACAGGAGUUUACACCCUUAAAGCUAAAAACAUCAACGGUACUGACACAGCUACAGUCAAAGUCCUUGUACUCGAUGUGCCGUUACCUCCUGAAGGUCCACUCAAAGCUGAUGAUAUUACUAAAUCUGGAUGCACUCUUCGCUGGAGACCACCUAAAGAUGACGGUGGCAGUGAAAUCUCUCAUUACGUUGUCGAAAAAAUGGACCAAGAAAAUAUGCGCUGGAUACCCGCUGGGGAAGUCCAAGCUUGCAACAUCAGAAUCGACCAUCUCAUCGAAGGACACGAUUACAAUUUCCGCGUCCGCGCUGUCAACAAACAGGGAGAAUCCCAACCCCUCAUUGGACACGAACCGGUCACUGCCAAAGACCCGUACGGCACCCCGGAUAAACCCGGAACCCCUGUUGUCAAAGAUUGGGACAAGGAUCACAUGGACUUGGAAUGGGUACCGCCGAAGAAAGACGGUGGAUCUCCCAUCACUGGCUACAUUAUCGAAGCCAAGAAGAAGUACGGUCCAUGGGAGGUCGCCGCUACUGUUCCUGGAAACCAAACUAAAGGAACAGUCAACAACUUGCAAGAGGGUGAGGAAUACGAAUUCCGUGUUAUCGCUGUUAACAAAGCAGGAAAUGGCGAACCUAGCGAUGCUUCCACACCACAGAUCGCUAAAGCACGAUUCUGCGCUCCUCACUUCGACAAAAUGCUUCUCGCAGACAAGACAGUCAAAGCGGGACAGAGGAUCCAAUACGAGAUACCCAUCGAAGCAUCCCCGAAACCAACAGUCGAAUGGCAGAUCAAUGGAAAAGUGGUCCAUCCUACAGACCGCAUCGAUGUACAAGUGUUACAUAACAGGGUGAUUCUAGACAUUCCAUUCUCCGUCCGCGCUGACGGAGGCGUUUACAAACUCACCUUGAAGAACGACCUUGGAGUAUGCUCUGCUUCCGCUCAAGUCACGGUUCUGGAUAAACCUUCGAGACCGGAGAAACCUUUGAUUGUUUCUGACGUCACUAAAGACUCGUGUUCCUUAUCUUGGAAGGUGCCGCUAGACGAUGGCGGUUCACCUAUCCUUCAUUACGUCAUCGAAAAAAUGGACCUGACCCGUGGUACCUGGUCCGAUGCUGGUAUGAGCACUUUCUUGUCACAUCAAGUAACAAGACUCAUACACAUGAAAGAAUACCUGUUCAGAGUUUCCGCCGUAAAUGCUAUCGGCCAAUCGGAACCUCUAGAAUUAGACAGGGCUAUUGUGGCCAAGAAUGAGUUUGAUGAACCUUCGGCUCCUGGCAAACCCGAAGCCACUGAUUGGAGCAAGGACCAUGUCGAUUUACAAUGGGCCGCACCUAAAUCUGAUGGCGGAGCACCUCUUACCGGCUACAUUAUACAAAAGAAAGAGAAGGGUAGCCCAUACUGGGUGAAUGCGGUUCACGUGCCCCCGAAUAAGACUAAAGCUACAGUCCCUGACCUUACUGAAGGCCAGGAUUACGAGUUCCGUGUCAUCGCAGUCAACCAAGCUGGACAAUCUGAACCCAGUGAACCUUCAGACCUCAUCACGGCCAAGGACAGAUUCGUUGCACCGAAGAUUAUUACUCCAUUCAAAGAAAUCCGCAUCAAAGCAGGUCUCAUCUUCCAUUUGGACGUUGACUUUAUUGGAGAGCCGACUCCUGAGGUUACAUGGACUUGUGACGGGAAACCUGUCGUCGCUAAUGAAAGGACUACAGUCACAUCCGUCGGACAUCACACUAUUGUUCACACUGUGAACUGCAAGCGCUCAGAUGCCGGCAAAUACAAUUUGAAACUAAAGAACGAUUCUGGCACUGACGAAGGCAGCUUCGAGCUGGUCGUCUUAGAUGUACCUGGAGCGCCGCAGCCUCCGUUCGAGUACGAGGAGAUCACUGCUCAAUCAGUCACGUUGUCAUGGAAACCGCCUAAAGACAACGGCGGUAGCGAACUCACCGCUUACGUUAUCGAGAAGCGUGACCUUACUCACGGUGGAGGCUGGGUACCUGCCGUUACAUAUAUUAAUCCUAAGUUUAAUCACGCCACAGUACCUAGACUGACGGAAGGCACUAAAUACGAGUUCAGAGUAUUCGCUGAAAACUUACAAGGCCGAUCUGAACCUUUGGUGACAGACAGAGCUGUAGUCGCUAAGAACCAAUACACAGUGCCUGGCAAGCCCGGCAAACCUGAACUGGUUUCCGCUGACAAAGACCACAUUAAGAUCAGAUGGCAGGCACCGAUUUCGAACGGUGGCUCCAACAUCAUCGGUUACGACGUCGAGAGGCGCGAUAAGGCUACCGGUCGCUGGAUAAAGUUGAACAAAGACCCAGUAAGGAACAGUGAAUAUGAAGACGACAGGGUACAAGAAGGUCACCAGUAUGAGUACAGAGUAUCUGCAGUGAACGCUGCCGGACCUGGUCAACCAUCAGACCCGUCCAACGUCAUCAUUGCCAAACCUAUGAAAGAGAAGCCCAAGUUGUGGCUCGACCAUCUUAUUGGUCGCAAGAUCAAGGUUAGGGCGGGAGAGCCCAUCAAUAUUAACAUUCCAAUCACUGGCGCUCCAACGCCAACUAUAUCAUGGACCAAGGGAUCUAUACCUUUAGUGCCUUCUCACAGGCUAUCGGCCGAAACGAAGAACGAUGAAACUAAACUCAGCAUCGAAAAGUCUACGAGAGACGAUGCCGGCAAAUACACUAUCACCGCUACAAACGACCACGGCAAAGACUCUGCUGACAUCGAAGUAAUUGUUGUUGACAAACCUGGGGUGCCUAAAGGACCUCUUAUCUGCACACCAGUCACACAUGACUCCAUCAGCCUCACAUGGCAUCCGCCUACGGACGACGGUGGCAGCGAAAUCACAGGAUACGUUGUCGAAGUCGCCGAGUUCGGUGUCAACGAUUGGCGAACGGUCGCCGGUUUCUGUCCGAAAUGCUCAUUUACUGUCAAGAACCUUACUGAAGGCAAGAAAUACGUGUUCAGAGUACGCGCUGAGAAUCUCUACGGAGUCUCGGAUCCAUUGGAAAGCAAGCCGACUGUUGCCAAGUCGCCAUUCGAUCCGCCAGAUGCACCGGAAACGCCAAAGAUUACUGGAUACAGCUCGAACAGUUGCUCUCUGGAAUGGGAGCCACCUGCGAACUGCGGUGGAAAACCAAUUACUGGAUACUAUGUCGAGAAACGCGAACGCGGCGGCGAAUGGGUUAAAGUUAACAACUACCCAACACCAAACACUUGUUACACCGUCCCAGAUCUUCGUGAAGGCAACCGUUAUGAGUUCAGGGUCAUCGCAGUCAACGAAGCAGGCCCUGGUAAACCGAGCAAGCCUACCGAACCAAUCACAGCUCAAACACAAAGACUUAAGCCGAGCCCACCGGAAGCUCCCAAACCUGAUAGGAUCACCAAAGACUCUGUUACGUUGUCGUGGAGACCGCCCAAGAGCGAUGGUGGAGCCAAAAUUAAAGGCUACAUUGUCCAACAGAAGGGCAAGGGCGACAAAGACUGGAAAGACGUCAAUGAUGUGCCUAUACCUGGCCUCGUACAUACCGUACCGAAACUCAAAGAAGGCGAGGAAUAUCAAUUCAGAGUCAUCGCUGUCAAUGACGUUGGCAAUUCAGAUCCUAGCAAGCCCACCGCUGAUAUUGUCAUCGCCGAACAGCCCAACAAACCUUGCAUGGACUUGGGUGGUGUUAGGGAUAUCACUGUACGCGCUGGAGAAGACUUCUCCAUCCACGUUCCAUACACCGGCUUCCCGCAACCGACCGCGUCUUGGUUCGCCGACGACAACCUGCUCGACGUCGACGGCGAUUCGAGAAUAUUCCAGAAGAUUACUCCCGAAUCCGCUUCGUUGGUUGUUAAGAACGCGAAGCGAUCGGACGGCGGUCAAUACCGCUUGCAGCUCCGCAACCCGUCUGGAUACGAUACUGCCACUAUUAACGUGCGCGUUCUGGAUAGGCCUGGGAAACCAGAGAAUCUCCGAGCGGAUGAGUUCGAGGGCGAAGCACUUACUCUAUACUGGAACCCACCCAAAGACAAUGGCGGUGGCGAGAUUACCAACUACGUUGUGGAAAAACGUGAAGCUCGUACGCCCACCUGGACCAAAGUAUCUGGUUACGUUACCACUCCGUUCUUGCGGGUGAAGAACUUGACUGUAGGCCGUGACUACGAAUUCAGAGUUAUGGCUGAAAAUCAAUACGGCCAGUCUGAUCCUGCGCAGACUACUGAACCUAUAAAGGCGAGACAUCCGUUCGAUCCUCCGGGUGCGCCCGGAGCGCCUCGUUCCGUCGAAACCACGGAGUCUUCCAUCACGAUUACUUGGACGAAGCCCCGUCACGAUGGCGGAUCACCUAUCACUGGCUAUGUUGUUGAGAAGCGCUUGAUUACUGAAGACAAAUGGACGAAGGCGUCUCACGCGCACAUUCCAGACACGACGUACAAAGUUAUGGGAUUGAUUGAGAACCACGAAUACGAGUUUAGAGUGGCCGCCAUUAAUGCCGCGGGUCAAGGCCCGUAUUCACAGAGCUCUGACGCUAUUAGGGCUUGUGCACCGCCCAAUUCGCCCAGGAUCACGAGUGACCUCAGCCUUAGGGACAUCACUGUCAUCGCUGGCGAGGAGAUCAAGAUCACUGUUCCGUUCACUGGAAACCCGAGACCCAAGGUAUCUUGGAUGGUGAACAACGAGGAGGUAUUCCCCGACAAUCGCAUCAGAUUCACGACGUCCGACAUCAACACUGUGUUCAUUAACACUUGCGCCAAGAGAUCCGACACUGGUUCAUACACCAUUCAGCUGACCAAUAGCGAGGGCUCUGACAGUGCCACUUGCAGGGUACUGGUGGUAGACAAGCCGUCUCCACCAGUAGGACCUAUGGAAGCGUCAGACAUCACUCCUGACACAUGCACACUGAGCUGGAGACCUCCUCUAGAUGAUGGUGGAUCACCAAUCACCAAUUAUGUGGUGGAGAAGAUGGACGGCAGUGGGGUAUGGUCGAAGAUUUCAUCUUUCGUUCGCAACUGUCACUACAACGUGAUGGGCUUGGAGCCGAACAAGAAAGUAACAUUCAGAGUGCGCGCGGAGAACCAAUAUGGAGUCUCUGAGCCACUCGCUAUGGACGACUACAUCACUGCCAAGUUCCCAUUCACGGUACCGGAUCCGCCUGGAACACCACGCGUGACCGAUUGGGACGGAUCUACGGCCACAGUAGUAUGGGACAGACCUCGUUCGGACGGCGGUGCCCGUAUACAGGGAUACAAGAUCGAGUUCCGGGAUGUGCAAGAUGGAGUAUGGGUUAGUGCCGAUUACCUGGUCAAGGACUGCAAUUACCAGGCUUACAACUUGGAGCCUGGCCACGAAUACGAGUUCCGCGUGCGCGCUCAGAACGCAGCAGGCCUCAGCAAGUACUCGAACUCGUCGCAGAAGUUCCGCGUGAGGCCCGCGUGCGGCCCGCCCGGGGCCCCGCGCUCGCCCCGCGUGUUACGCGUCGGUAAAACAUACGUCGACCUGUCGUGGGACCCGCCAGCUACCGAUGGAGGUUCCCGCGUAACCGGCUAUAUAAUCGAACGCCGCGACGUCGGUGGUUCCGUAUGGGUGAAAUGCAACGACUACAACGUACAAGAUACCACAUACACAGCGCUAAACUUAGGCGAGAAGCAGAACUACGAGUUCCGCAUUAUCGCCGUCAACGCUGCAGGCAAAUCCGAGCCAUCUUCCUGUACGAGCCCAGUCCGUACUGGCGAAGAAUUAGGCGGCACCAAACCGGAAUGGGUGAAGCAAGUGCCUCCCCAUUUGGUUGCGCCUUUGGGAAGACCUUUCACUAUCGAAUGUGUGGCUAGCGGCAACCCAGUACCCACUGGAAGGUGGAUGAAGAACGGCAGAGAAGUCGUGCUGGGAACCAGGUUCAUCGCUGAAUCUCGUGAAGGCGUGAUGAAAUUGAACAUCCUCGAGGCUAAAGACGAUGAUGAAGGAGAUUACACGUGCGAAGCAUCCAACAACAUUGGCUUCAUCUAUAGCACUGGACAUCUGAAGAUUGGAAGCCCGCCUCGCAUCACCCGUAUGCCGGGCGAUAUGCAUCUCCCAGAACACGAUAACACCAAGAUCAAGAUCUUAUACACUGGUGACCAGCCAGUAGACGUCACGUUGACGAAAGACGGCCACAAAGUUACUGAAUCGCCGAGACUCAAGUACACAGUGUUCGACGAUUACAUGCUCAUCUUUAUCAAGGACAUCAGCAAAGAUGAUAUGGGCACAUACAAGCUCACAUUAAAGAACAAUAGCGGAGAAACUUCCGACUCCUUCUCUAUAACUGUCACUGGAUUACCUGGUCCUCCACAAGGGCCAUUAGAAACCACAGACAUAACUCGUCAUUCCUGCACUAUUGCCUGGAAACCGCCUACUUACGACGGUGGUAUGCCAGUUACACACUACGUGGUCGAAAGAAUCGACGUUUCUGGCACCGUGUGGAUAACAAUAGCUUCGUCUGUGAGGGAUUUGAAGUAUACGGUCCAGGGAUUGGUCGAAGGACAAGAGUAUAACUUCAGAGUGCAUGCGGCUAAUGAAAAUGGUAUUGGACCCGCUUUGGAAGGAGUUAACCCGAUCAAGGCCAAGGCACCAUUCGACCCGCCAUCAGCACCUGGCAUUCCCAAGAUCUUGGAAGUCGGAGGAGACUUCGUGCAUCUUGAAUGGGACAAACCACAGAGCGAUGGUGGCGCCAGGAUACAGGGCUACUGGAUAGAUAAACGCGAAGUGGGAACUACAACUUGGCAGCGAGUGAACACAGCCCUUUGCCUUCCAAACCAGAUGAACUGUCCGAAUCUGAUCGAAGGUCGACAGUACGAAUUCCAAGUGACAGCCCAGAACGAGGCAGGCUUAUCGCCGCCCAGUUCCGCUAGUCAACAAGUGAAGGUCGUCGAUCCUAAGGCCGCUACUCCACCAGAGAUAGUGAAACCGUUGAAGAACGCCAACUGCAUCCAGAACCACAACGCCAAGUUCCAGUGCACCAUCACUGGGUCGCCGAAACCUACAAUCACUUGGUACAAGGGUGCCCGUGAGAUAACCAACGGCCCUCGCCACCGAAUCUGGAGCGAGGGAGACAACCAUUUCUUGACUGUGAUCGACGUGUUCGGAGAAGAUGCCGAUGAAUACGUAUGCCGUGCCGUCAAUAGGGCCGGCGUUAAGAGUACUAGGGCUGAGCUGCUUAUCAUGACCGCACCAAAACUCAACGUGCCGCCACGGUUCCGUGUGACCGCUUACUUCGACAAGGGCGAGAAUGUGAUCGUCAAGAUCCCCUUCACCGGACAUCCGGUGCCCAAGAUCACGUGGGUCAGGGAGGGGGAGACCAUAGAGUCUGGCCUGCACUACCACGUCGAGAGGAAAGAGAGACACGCAGUAUUGACCAUUCGGGACGCCAGUAAGUUGGAUUCAGGCCCGUACAGAAUCACGGCUGAAAACGAACUGGGACAAGACUCAGCCAUCAUCAACAUUGAGAUCAGCGAUCGUCCCGACCCGCCUCGCUUCCCGGCCGUGGACAACAUCGGCAUAGAUUCCCUCGCCCUGAGCUGGAAGGCUCCAGUUUGGGACGGAGGAUCAGACAUCACCAACUACCUGGUGGAGAAGCGGGAGCAUCCUAUGACUUCCUGGAUCAGAGUUGGCAAUACCAGAUUCACAACGAUGGCUAUCACCGGCUUAGUGCCAGGCAAACAGUAUGAGUUCAGAGUGUACGCUGAGAACAUCUACGGCCGUUCUGAGCCAAGCGAACCAACGUCCCUUGCACAGACCAAGGCGGUCGUUAAGAAGGAGUUCAAGAAGAAGGAAUAUCCAGUGGACGAAACAGGCAAACGCAUCCGCACCAACGCAGACCACGGCCCCGUCAAAGACUACGACAGUUACGUAUUCGACAUCUACAGCAAAUUUGUCCCGCAACCUGUGGACAUUAGAACGUGCUCCGUUUACGACAAAUACGACAUUCUCGAGGAGAUUGGCACAGGCGCGUUCGGAGUGGUGCAUAGAUGUCGCGAGCGUGCCACCGGCAACUAUUACGCGGCUAAGUUCAUACCGGUCUCCGGUGCUAUGGAGAAGGAGCUAAUAAAGAAGGAGAUAGACAUAAUGAACCAGCUCCACCACAGGAAGCUGAUCAAUCUGCACGACGCUUUCGAAGAUGACGACGAGAUGGUGCUGAUAUUCGAAUUCUUAUCCGGUGGUGAAUUGUUCGAACGCAUCACGGAACCCGGAUACAACAUGAGUGAAGCCGAAGCCGCGCACUACAUGAGACAGAUAUGCGAGGGAGUGAGACAUAUGCACGAACAGAACAUCAUCCAUCUCGACCUCAAGCCCGAGAACGUCAUGUGCCAGACAAGGACGGGCACUGACGUUAAGAUCAUCGACUUCGGAUUAGCCACAAAACUGGACCCCAACGAAGUGGUGAAGAUUUCCACGGGCACUGCUGAGUUUGCGGCGCCAGAGAUCGUUGAAAGGGAACCAGUUGGUUUCUAUACUGAUAUGUGGGCUGUGGGCGUAUUAGGUUAUGUGCUCCUCUCCGGACUAUCACCGUUCGCGGGUAACAACGACAUUGAAACUCUGAAGAACGUGAAAGCCUGCGACUGGGAGUUCGAUGAAGAAGCCUUCCAGCAUGUUUCUGAUGACGCCAAGGACUUCAUCAGGAGGCUACUUGUCAAGAACAAGGAAAAACGUAUGACGGCUCACGAAUGCUUGAUGCACAAAUGGCUCGCUGGCGACGCUGCCGCGGCAAGGACUGCCACUAUCGAAGCGAGAAGAUACGAAGCUAUGCGCAACAGACUACGCGCUAGAUACGAUAACUGGUCAUCGUUCAAGCUGCCCAUCGGCAGGCUGAGCGAAUACAGCUCGCUACGCAAACUUCUCAUCGAGAAGUGGAAGAUCUACGAUGGACAGUUCGACCGUCGUCAAGCUGCACCGCGUUUCGUGAUCAAACCACAAUCUGCAUUCUGCUACGAAGGACAAUCUGUCAAAUUGUACUGUCGCAUCAUCGCAUGUGCCACGCCUACUGUCACCUGGUCAAGGAACAACCACGAACUUCGCCAGUCUGUCAAGUUUAUGAAACGAUACGCGGGCGAUGAUUACUACUUCAUAAUAAACCGCGCUAAACUGGAAGACCGCGGCGAGUACAUAAUUCGCGCUGAGAACCACUAUGGAUUCAGGGAAGAGGUCGUGUUCCUAAACGUACAACCGGUACCUAAAGUGCAACGCCAGCACGUACCAGAAGCGCCGCGUAGACGCGAGGCACUUCCAUACACAUUCUGGCAGGAAUCCAGCGAGACGGCGCCUGCGUUUACUUUCCAAUUGCGGCCGCGCGUAAUGCAGGCCCGCGACACUUGCAAGUUGCUAUGCUGUCUCAGUGGAAAACCCACGCCUACUGUCAAGUGGUACAAGGACAGAAAGGAGUUAUCCAAAUACGAUUAUUCGAUGACGCAUUCGGACGGUGUGGUUACCAUGGAGAUAGUGGACUGCCGGCCGGAGGACAGCGGCAAGUACACAUGCGUCGCUACCAACGUGCAUGGAACGGAUGAAACCUCCUGCGUCGUUAUUGUGGAAGGUGAAGUGGUAUCACCCGAGCAAGCUGCUCUCGCGCACAACUUCUUGCAUUCGGGCGAUCGACGCUACAUCGAGAAACCGCUGAAACCCGCACCACCACCUAUCAUCACCAAGACUAAGGUUACUAUCGACCCACCUGCGAAGUCACACGCUGCGCCAAGACCGAAGUACUCACCACAGAGCUCGGUGGAAGCCAGCAAGAAGAAGUACGGAGCCAAACUAGAUUCUGACACGUCUUCUAGAUCUAGAAGCGCUACUAAGGAACUAGUCUUGCCCGCGUCAGACUCCACUAUGUGUGGGCCUUCGUUCGCGAGGGCCCUUCCAGACGUUCUCACUGCUAAGGACGGCACGCCCCUACUACUGUCGUGUUCAGUUAGAGGCGACCCCGACCCGAGGGUAGAGUGGUACAAGAACGGGAAACCACUUCAUUCUUCCGAGGUUGUGGAUCUGAAAUACAAGAACGGCGUAGCUUCGCUGGCGAUCAGCGAGAUAUUCCCCGAGGACGAAGGCGAAUACUCCCUGAAGGCCAUCAACAGCCAAGGCGAGGUGGAGACCAAGUGCAAGGUCACCGUUAAACCCAUGGAUACCGGCGCAGCUGCGACCGGCAGCAAGUCUGGCGACAAACCGCCCAGGAUCGUGGACCACGCCAAGUCGCAGGUCGUCAAUGAUGGCGACGCUGUCACGCUGUCAUGCAGGAUCGUCGGAGCCGAGAGAUUCGACGUGGUAUGGCUCCACAACAACAAGGAGAUCAAGCCGUCCAAGGACUUCCAGUACUCCAGCGAGGCCAACAUACACAAGUUGCUCAUCUCUGAGAUAUUCCCAGAAGAUGCCGGAGUGUACACAUGCGAAGCCUUCAAUGACGCUGGCGAGUCGUUCUCGUGUUGCUCGCUAGUGGUGUUGGUACCCGGGGAAACCCCCGUCGCACCGCAAUACAAGGACUUCCCCCACUCCGCCACCGUCGUCACCGCCGAGCCGGCCGUCUUCACCGCCGAGUUGGAUAAGCCACCACUCCAGCUCCAAUGGUUGAAAGAUGGCAAGCCAGUCGACGAGACAUCUACCAGAUACAGAUUCACUAUGGAAGGCACCUCCCGCUAUAGGUUUGAGAUUGCCAAAGCGACUGGCGACGACAGCGGCCAAUACCAAGCCCGCGCCGUCGGAUCCAAAGGCGAUUCCUUAGCUGCCUUCUAUCUCAACGUCAGUGACGCAUAAAUAAACCAAAACAAUGGACUGACAUAUAAAGGGGGCCCCAAGACUGAACCUUGGGUUAACCCUAAACGAAUGAUUACGAAUAUUGAGCAUAAUGAUUUUUAUACAAUUCGGAGUCUAAGUGUGUAAAGGAGUUUAAUUUUUUUAUAUUUAAAUUAUUAUUAUUAUUUAUUAAUUUAUUAAGUAAUUCUUAAGUGUUACACCCUAUCAAAUGCCUAUGAGAAGUCGCUUGGACGGAAUCCUCGCUCUCUAGUCACUGUUAACGUUUAAAUGUUAUUUAUUUAUUGUCGAAUUUAUCUAUUACGUUAUUAUUUUCUCUUUUCGUUUCUUAAUUUUUAUAUAUCGUCCUGGCCUAACAGAUUUUAAUUGCAGCUUCCUAAAAGUUUAAGCUUGAGUUUAAUCAAUGUUGCGAUGGGUUUUGGUCUGAUCUCAGUUGAUCCUCUAUUGGAUAUUUAAGCGCCACCUUGGAAUAUCCCGUAGACAGAUCGACGCCGAUUCCGGACCAUUAUCUAUAUUAAUUAUUUUUAUAUAAUUGUAUUAUUUAAUUGUACAUAAUUUAAUUUAUAUCAUGUGACCGCGUAAUUUAUAAAUAAAUAUGUAUACCUAAAAUUAAUGGUGGGUUUUAUUUCAAUAGUAUUAUCAUUAAAAAAUAACAGCUGGUCUAUCAUGAGAUAGGAGGUUACGCAACUACCAUAAUAAGCUUCACAGUCUCAAUACCUUGUUAAAGGACAAUGUUAAAAUUGGCCUAAGAACCAACACCAAUUUGGCAUUUAUGAUAAUUCUUAGUAUAUUUUUUGCGAUAAUUAUCAGUAUUUAGAUUGUGACGGACACUUCCAGUUAAUUAAGCUAAAUUAAAAAGUUAAAAAAUAAUCUGAGACAAUAAAUACCAUUUUAUGUGUAUAAUCUAUGGCAGCGCUGCAAACAAAACACUCUUUCUUCCUAAUGUCGGCACUUCACUUGGUUAUUCGUAUUUGCUAUUUUAAAACAUGACAUCAGUCAGUCCUUUUCAUUCCUUACUAAGCAUGACAAGGACAAACUGUUGUCAAGAGAAGGGCCGGCAUAAAAUUCUUUACUCUGUGGUUGUAGUGCAUGCAGUUUGCAUUUGUAGUAAUCUGUGGCAUUCGUGCAUUCCAAAGAGUAGUAUAUAAUAUACCGGAAAGUGCAUUCUCGUUUCGGAGUACCUGUUGUGUGUGUUUAUUUGCGAUUUUUUUUCCUUUAAUUUAACUAUUACGGUUAUCUAAUAUGCCAUCGAUGUUACCAAAGAGCAGAGCCCUUAUUACCAAGUGCUAGUGAACCUGCGCCACAUCCUGAGAGGAUCAUACUACCAAAUUAUUCAAGAACACCUGAUACACAUUCACGCUGCAUAUUUACACAAUAUAAUGUGAUACACAAAUAAAUACAAUAAACAAUAUGAUACAAUUA
Chilo suppressalis (striped riceborer) is the source of this 30089-nucleotide messenger RNA. The record is from the annotation of a GenBank genome assembly. NCBI's taxonomy places the organism in Eukaryota, Metazoa, Arthropoda, Insecta, Lepidoptera, Crambidae.